AUGGUCAAAGCAGACGAUGGGGAGGUGGGGAGGAAGGGCCCGCGAGACCGUGCGCGGAAUGCUCCAUCAAGAGGCAGAAGGAACAAAGCAGCGGAGGUGAUUCCUGUGGAGGAGGAAUUGCCUGACCAGCAAGGUGAAAAUGAUCAACCAGCGCACAGCAACAUUCUCAUCAUAGGGGACGAGAAUCUGACCUUUUCCGAGCUCGUAAUUGAGGCCUACCCGUCCGCCCACAUUUACAUAGCCAGCACCUGCACCGAGUUACAAAUGGAUCACCUGCUGCGCGACUUGGAGAAGCGCAAGAGGAGGAAGCUCCAGGAAGAAGCCAUGCAACAGGAAGGAGCCACACAACAGGAGGGAGCCGCGCAACAGGGAACCGCGCAGCAGGAGGGAGACGCUCCCAUUGAGAAGACCCCCUUCUACUACACCAGGAAGUUCUUGAAGGAGCACGCGGACAAGAGGGUCUACGUCCUGUUCAGCGCAAAUCUGUUUAACUUGGGUUGCCACUUCCCGAGCAGCUUCUUCCACACGGUGUUUUUCGUUCUCCCAGGCCUCUGCUACAGCAUCCGGGAGACCGGACUCAAGUACAACGACAAGGUGACGGCCCUGCGGGUUUAUUACUUCCUCAUCUGCGUGCUCAUAGAAGUUAUUGAGGUGUGCCAGAAGAACGCAGAGAUUCACUUGUUCUGGACGACAGAGAGAUUGGCGAAGUUCGUUGGGGAUGAAGAGACUACCGAGCUGGGGGAGAAGGAAGAAGCGGAAGAGAGGGUCGAUGACGGAGGGGAGACGAAACGAGAGAGCAUCCACGAGACAUUAAACAGUUUGAAGAAUUUGAUGUGCAGCGGAAAGGGGGAGGAGGAAGCAACUCAGCAGGGGGGGGACCCCGCCGGGGAGAACGCAGCGGAGCCGAAUGGGGAAACGGCCGAAGAACCGAAUGGGGAAACAGCAGCGGAGCCAAAUGGGGAAACCGCUGACGAAGCGAAUGGCGAGACUGCCGAGGAGCCAAAUGUCGAAACCGCUGACGAACCGAACGGAGAAACCGCCGAAGAACCUGCCCAGCCGCACCCGGACCCGGAGCAGGAGAAGGAAAACGAGGGGGACAGCGGCAGCACCCAAGAUAAGGAGAAGGCCGCAGGUGAACCGGCAGAUGAGCUAGCGGAUGCACCGGGAGAUGAACCGGCAGAUGCACCCGCGGACGCACCCGCGGAGGGGGGGGGAGACGUGUGCAUCAAGCUGUCCAGCUACGCCAACAUGUACGCUGAUGAGGAGGAGCCGGGGAAGGGCAGCGCCGCCGGGGAAAGCGGCGAAGAAGGCGGCGAGGAAGGCGGCGAGGAAGGCGGCGAGGAAGAUGACGACGAUGGCGAUGACGACGGUGAUGACGAUGACGACGGCGAUGACGACGGCGAUGACGACGAUGUGACCCGGUUCUCCCACCUCUUCGACGCGGAGGCGAAGAACAAAAAGGAGAGCCCCGCCGCGGGACAGAAGCAGCCGUGCGAAACGUCCCAAGUAGUCACCUACGUGGUGAGCUCCCCAGACGGGGAAGACGCGAAGGAAAAAAAAAUAAGCCAAAUGAACAUUGCCAAGUUCCCCCUCCUCUACCACGUGGACAUUGGCAAGGUUAUGAAGCUGUUUGCUUUCGAUGAGCAGAGUGAACAUGGGGAGAAGCAGCAGCAGGAGGAAGAGGAAGAGAAGGAGACGACGCAAAGCGCAGAAGCAGGGGAGGAAAAAAAACCAAAGGUAGACCUCAACAGCGUCGCGGAGAAGUACGUGCCAGUCAUUUAUGGCAGCCACUUUACACACAACGCCUUUCUGAGCAACUGUGCGUUUUUCUCUUUCGUUUUAAAAAAAAAGAAAAUCAUCAUCCCAGAGGAGAUGGCCCUAAUUUUGGAGCCCAACUUCACUCGCGAGUUCCCCGUUGAGAGCUACUCCUUUUUAAAAAGGAAGUUCCUACAAGAGUUCCAGGAGAAGGUUAAGUCGUGCACGACGAUAAAGGAUCAGCUGAACCACAUCAGCCAGAUGAGGUACAAGCUGUAUGUGCAGCACGUGAGGAACAGCGUCUCUGGGGGGGGCAGGCGGUCCCACCUCUCCUACUAUUUGUUUCAGGCCGAGCUGAACAGCCAGAUGAGGAGGGGGGCUCCGAGCGGGGGGAAGGCGGUCCAGGGGGAGAAGUCUGCCGUCGGUGAGGGGGUCACUGGGGAGGAAGCUCUCACUGGUGAAGAAGCUCCCACUGGAGAAGAAGCCCCAACGGGGGAAGAAGCUCCCACUGGUGAAGCAGCCCCAACGGGGGAAGAAGCUCCCACUGGCGAAGAAGCACCAACUGGUGAAGAAGCCCCCACUGGAGAGGACGCCCCCACUGGAGAGGACGCCCCCACUGGAGAGGACGCCCCCACUGGAGAAGCAGCCCCAAUGGGAGAAGACGCCACCCCUGCUGACAUACCCACCGCUGACGCGGCUACGGCUGACACCCCGACCGCCGACACGGCAACCGCUAACUUGGCGACUGCGGACAAGCUGUGGAAAUGCAUCUUCAGCCCCCUGGACUUCUUCCACGCGAGCGAAAACAUGAGCGCCUACUUCGAGUACUACAUAAAUGUGAAGAGGAAGAAAAAGGGGGGCCGCCGCCACGUUUGUAAUUUGGCUAUCAAGUUUGCCGGCGGUCGGAAGAGCUACGCCAACGACUACCACGGUAAGAAGUACUCGAAGCGGAUGGUGGGAGGGUCUUACAGAAACAGUAGCUACUACUCCUCGGCGUAUGAGAUGAAGAAGAAGCCGCCCCUUCUCCCAACCCCUCUUAAUGAAACGUCAAAUGGGCACUCUGCUAGAGGAUCCAGUGUGCAUGGUGCGAAAGGCGCAGGGGGGGCAAGUGCCGGCAAGGGAACAGGUAGCAUGAGUAGUAAAGGAGGCCACCUCCUAAACAAGGGGUCCCCCAACGGGGUAUACAAGCACGCCGUGCACAGCUCCAGCUACGGGUAUGGUCACCAGGCCUCCUACGGCAGUCACAACUAUGGCGGCAAUAAGUACGGGGGAGGAGGGGGCAGCUACGGAAGCGGAAGCAACUACGGAGGUGGGAGAAGUUACGGGGGGGGAGGCAGUUACGGAGGAGGCGGCAGCUAUGGAGGAGGCGGCAGCUAUGGAGGAGGCGGCAGCUAUGGAGGAGACGGCAGCUAUGGAGGAGACGGCAGCUAUGGAGGAGGCGGUAACUACGGUGGUGGCAACUAUGGAGGAAGCGGUAACUACGGGGGAGGCGGCGGCCACUACAACGCACACAGCUACAGCUCCCAUAACAAGUUUUACCGAAGCGAUAAAAUGGGGAGGAGCGGCACAGCGAACAGCUAUGAAAACAGGAGGGACGACAAGGGGAUGAAAUACAAUAAGAGUGACAAUCAGCGAUCGAACAGGAACUCCAGUGCCGCCUACCACAGUGGUCCCUACGGCAGCGGGGGGGUUGGCGGAGGAGGAGAUGGCGCUGGCAGCGUGUCUAGCUUCCACGAGCCAAGCAGGGCCUACGGUAGCUCCGUGCACCACGGCAGCUAUGGGUACAACCGCUCGGCGAGGGGCGACGUGCGAGAGGAGUUAAGAAGUGAUGCACGAGGUGACCCACGAAACGAUCCGCGAGGUGACCCGCGAGGUGACCCACGAAGUGACCCGCGAGGUGACCUGCGUAACGACCCACGAAGUGACCCGCGAAACGACCCACGAAACGACCCACGAAACGACAGCAAAGGCGCCAAGCGAAGGAGAGACGACUCCUACGAGACGCGAAGAGGCCUCGCAGCGGAGAGCUACUCCCAUAAGCGCUACGAGAAGAGAGGAAGGAACAGCGACUACGAGGCGAAGCACCAGAUGGAUGACCGAAGGAGCGACAACCACCACCGGGGGGCCAAAAUAAACGCGGAGAUGCAGGACCCCUACGCCUCCACGAAGGACUCCACCAACAAGUACUACGACGGCAGCAACUACUCCAUCAACAGCUCCGACAAGAACGCGUGGAUGAUGCCUCCCCCGCCCCCAGGCGUUCCCCCCGCGUACGAGGGCCAGGCCCACCAGAAAAUGAGGAGCUACUACAACGCGGAGGACUCCCAACAGUAAUGGAAAGGCGCAGAGCGUGCGCCUGCACAGUUGCGCGCUGCUGAUGCAUGCUCACAUCUUACUUCUACGUGCCCACUUCUCACCUCUCACCUCUCACCUCUCACCUCUCACCUCUCACCUCUCACCUCUCACCCCCCCACCGCAGCGAAAACGCAUCCAAUGGGCUGAACUACAAUUCGGGAGAGCUCUACAACAAAAAGAGCCUUUACUCACAGAGCAGGAGUUACAGGAAUAACUAGAGGAGGGGGAGAGCUAAUGCCGGGGCGGAAGAAACAGCCAUCGUUUCAUUCGAACAUAUUGCCCACUGUCGAGGUGGGGGAGGAUUACACGUACACCUUCCAGCGCCCCUCCUCUGCUUCUCCCCCCCCAACGUGCGUCGCUUUUACGUUAACAAAAUGUAUGAAUUCUUUUUUCCCUUUGCAUCACCAUUUUGUUUCCAACGCCUGGGCGAGUACAUACCUAUGCAGCUGCCAUGAAAGGAAGCAUUGCGUCCACCCACUUUUUCCUCACGUUGGGGCGGCAGCUGGGGAGUUCACAUUGUGAGCUUGUCUGCUGUGUGUAGUAGCGUUCCUUUGCAUUUCCUUUCUUUUCUUUUUUUACUUUUUUUUUUUUUUUUUUGCCCGUUGUUUCCCGAUCACAAGGUGCCCCACGUGGGCGCUCUUUGAAAGCAGGGAUACGCACGCGUGUGUGCAUAUGCAAAAAUGUGUGCAUGCAAAUGGGCAUAAAAUAUGCGCACAUGUACAUACAAAUGUGCAUGCAAAUAUACACAGAUACUUCUUUACUCACUCGCUUAUUCAUUUAUUUAUU
Molecule: messenger RNA, 4896 nt
Organism: Plasmodium vivax (malaria parasite P. vivax)
Lineage: Eukaryota; Apicomplexa; Aconoidasida; Haemosporida; Plasmodiidae
Exons: 4
Coding region: 1-4089 (1362 amino acids)
Source: RefSeq, a predicted model, not a curated record